AGACUAACCGCCAGCUGUGCCUGCGUGUGCCGCUACAAGGUGACUAUGGUGCGGUGUCUGUAGGACAAUCUCCGCUAAAACCGCCCCUCCCCUCCUGUUCUCUGUUUCCUUCCGUCUUAUUUCCGCUCCUGUCUUGCAGGGGAAGUCUUUAAGGCUCCUGUCUCGCUGUUAAAGUCUUUAAGAAGCUAGCAUGGCGCCCGUAGCGGUCCUUAAGGUGGCCACGACGCCGUUCGAGGGGCAAAAACCGGGCACCAGCGGGUUAAGAAAGCCGGUCCCUGUCUUCCAGGGUGAGCACUAUGCGGCUAACUUUGUCCAGAGCACGCUCAGCUGUAUCCCGGCCGCAGAGCUGCAGGCGGGGAGCCACACUCUGGUCGUCGGGGGAGACGGGCGAUACUACAUGCAGGACGCCGUGCAGAUGAUCGUUAGGAUGUGUGCCGCUAACGGGCUCCGUAAGGUGAUUAUCGGACAGAACGGGAUCUUCUCCACCCCGGCGGUGUCCUGUGUGAUCCGUAAGCGCUCUGCUGCAGGGGGAAUCAUCCUCACGGCCAGCCACAACCCCGGCGGACCCAACGGAGACUUCGGCAUCAAGUAUAACAUCUCCAACGGAGGCCCCGCCCCAGAAGGAGUCACCAACGCCAUCUUUAACUACACCAAGACGAUCAAGGAAUAUCUCAUCUGUCCGGACAUCACAGUGGACCUUGCUAGCCUGGGAACGCAGACAUUUCAGGUGGCCGGCCAGCCACAGCCUUUCGUAGUAGAGAUAGUGGACAGUGUGGAAGACUACCUGCAGAUGUGCCGGGACAUUUUUGACUUCCCCACCAUCAAGGCUCUACUGGCUACCAUCAAGAUCAGGGCUGAUGCCAUGUGUGGAGUAAUGGGCCCAUAUGUGAGGAGAAUCCUGUGCCAGGAGUUGGGGGCUUCGGCAGACGCGGCCGUCAGGUGCGACCCUAAGGACGACUUCGGAGGUCACCACCCUGACCCUAACCUGACCUACGCGGCCGACCUUGUGAACACGAUGAAGACUGGAGACUAUGAACUGGGUGUGGCUUUUGACGGAGACGGGGACAGGAACAUGAUCCUGGGACGUGGAGGUUUCUUCGUGACGCCGUCAGACUCGGUGGCCGUCAUCGCGGCUAACUGUGACUGCAUCCCGUACUUCCAACGCACAGGUGGCGCCAAGGGGUUCGCAAGGAGCAUGCCAACAGGUGGAGCUCUCGACAGAGUUGCGGAAGGACUGAAAGUCCCCAUGUUUGAGGUCCCUACAGGCUGGAAGUUCUUUGGUAACCUGAUGGACGCAGGGAAACUGUCCAUCUGUGGGGAGGAGAGUUUCGGGACGGGGUCGGACCACAUCCGGGAGAAGGACGGGUUCUGGGCGGUCAUGAGCUGGCUGUCCAUCAUGGCUGCCAGGAAGGCUAGCGUGGAGGAGAUUGUGCAGACUCACUGGGCCAAGUACGGAAGGAACUUCUUCACAAGGUAUGACUACGAGAACGUUGAUGCAGCUCCAGCCAAUCAGAUGAUGGCAAACGUGGAACAGCUGAUCACAGGCGCGACCUUCGUCGGGAAGGAGUUCUCCCACGGAGACAAGACCUACAAGGUCGCGAAGGGAGACAACUUCACGUACACAGACCCUAUAGAUGGGAGUGUCUCUACUAAACAGGGCCUGAGGAUCGUGUUUGAGGAUGGAUCUCGAGUGAUUUUCCGUCUGAGCGGGACAGGAAGCGUGGGGGCCACGAUCCGCAUGUACGUGGACAGCUACGAGACAGACGCAGCAAAGCAGAAACUGGACGCACAGGUUAUGCUGAAGCCACUGGUAGAAAUCGCGCUGAAGUUGUCCCAACUGCGAGAACUGACCGGCCGCGAUCAACCCACCGUCAUCACCUAGGCAACCACCAUCACCUAGGCAACAGUCAUCACCUAGGCAACCACCAUCACCUAGGCAACCACCAUCACCUAGGCAACAGUCAUCACCUAGGCAACAGACAUCACCUAGGCAACCACCAUCACCUAGGCAACAGUCAUUACCUAGGCAACUAUCAUCACCUAGGCAACUGUCAUCACCUAGGCAACAGCAAAACAUCCAAUAUGUGUAUUGGUGUUAACCAAAUGUAACCCCUUUGGAAGUUUUCGUGGAGGCUACCAGUAAUGAAUUUUAGCAGGAAUAAUUGUAAUGUGGAAAUUUGUGACUUGUUGAUUUUCAGCUGUAUUAGCUAUUGCCUAUUGCUUUUUAAUUAAGAUUGGUUACAGCUUGUCCUACACUCUUUAAAAGAUUCAUUGAUCCUUCAAAGUUAAUGUAAGUUUGACUGUACUGUAGAUAGAAUCAGAUGUUCUUCAUCUUGUAAAAGAUCUGGCUUUGUUAGUACAGUUAUGAUGCUUGUAAGAUAAAUCUUUGCUUGAAAAUACAAGACAAAAUAAGGCAAAUAAAAACAGAUUGAACUCAUACUCAUACUGGGAUAAAUUCACACUUAUACUUAAGUUGUACCUGUUGUGGAAACUUUCUACCCCUUAAGCCAUUUUUGUUAUUUAUACUGACCAACAAUGAGUCUGUACUAUACAGCAGUACAAUUUGAAUGGUUGCAGUACAGUUACUGAUACUGUAUACAUUUUUCCAUGGCAGCUCCAACACACAGAGGACUACAGAACUUCUACAUAAAUUAUAAACUUCUCUGUACUUCAGACACCCAUUGUUAUUCUAGCUCAUGAUGUCAGUA
Messenger RNA from Branchiostoma belcheri (Belcher's lancelet), 2708 nucleotides. Its product is annotated as phosphoglucomutase-1-like. The record is from RefSeq and is a predicted model, not a curated record. Gene Ontology annotation, molecular function: magnesium ion binding; phosphoglucomutase activity. Gene Ontology annotation, biological process: carbohydrate metabolic process. The transcript is spliced from 12 exons. Gene Ontology annotation, cellular component: cytosol. NCBI's taxonomy places the organism in Eukaryota, Metazoa, Chordata, Leptocardii, Amphioxiformes, Branchiostomatidae. Bases 191 to 1882 code for a protein of 563 amino acids.